Juglans microcarpa x Juglans regia is the source of this 953-nucleotide messenger RNA. RefSeq names its product homeobox-leucine zipper protein ATHB-52. Gene Ontology annotation, biological process: positive regulation of DNA-templated transcription. NCBI's taxonomy places the organism in Eukaryota, Viridiplantae, Streptophyta, Magnoliopsida, Fagales, Juglandaceae. The transcript has a single exon. The record is from RefSeq and is a predicted model, not a curated record. Gene Ontology annotation, molecular function: sequence-specific DNA binding; DNA-binding transcription factor activity, RNA polymerase II-specific. Bases 29 to 565 code for a protein of 178 amino acids. Gene Ontology annotation, cellular component: nucleus.
AGUACUCGCCAUAGAAUCCCAACAAGUGAUGGAUUUCUUUCGCAGCCAAAACCAGAAACACCCACCCAAACACAACAUAAAAAAGAGGCUAAACCCCGACCAAGUGAAGCUCCUAGAGAGAAGCUUCACCUCCAGUAACAAGCUGGAGCCGGAGCGCAAGCUUCAGCUUGCAAACCAACUCGGUGUCCCCCCGAGACAGGUUGCUAUCUGGUACCAGAACAAGCGAGCCAGGUGGAAGACCCAAAGCCUUGAGCUUGACUACAACGUGCUUCAACAAAAGCUAGAAAACGCAAUAUUUGAAAAAAGGCUGCUCGAGAAAGACGUGGAGCGGCUUAAAGGAGAGUUGGAGAAAGCACAAGAAAUGGUUAUUGCUCUGAAGCAAACAGGAGGCACUGAUCAGGUUUGUCGUAAUUCUGUUUCGUUUGAAGAGGCUGCAAGAAGCUCAAGUUUGAAGGAGGGUAUGAAUUGUUCGGCAGAGAAUUCGAAAGGCGAGGAGGAGGUUUUCCCAGUACUCGAGGACCUCUAUGCAUGUUUGAUUGGUGUAGAUGGCACAAGCUGGGAUUAAUAAUUAAGUGGCCGGGCGGGUGUACGCAUGAGCAAGAAAUGUUUUUGGAUAUUUUGGUUAGAAAAGCAAGCGUCGACGUCCCUUAAUUUUGGGCGUACUGUUUGAACCCCAAGAUAACAGAUCUCCGCGCGUCCUCGCGUGGGCGGUAAGAUCCAAAAGUAGACUAGCUAGGAAUAAUAUUGCAUGUUUGAGUGAGAAUGAUCAUGACUUCCAAGUGAUCAUCAAAACUGAUCUAUUCAGGCGUACUGAUCAUAAACGAUCUGAUGUGCGCAUAUAUAGUGUAUUAAUUAUUAUUAACUAUCUACUUAAUUAUAAUGUGAUCGAUCUUGAUCCAUCAAUAUGUAUGUGUAUAUAUAUAUAUAUAUAUAUAUAUAUAUAUCUUGAAUUU